Suhomyces tanzawaensis NRRL Y-17324 is the source of this 990-nucleotide messenger RNA. It is a transcript of the gene FCA1, whose product is annotated as cytosine deaminase. Gene Ontology annotation, molecular function: diaminohydroxyphosphoribosylaminopyrimidine deaminase activity. The record is from RefSeq and is a predicted model, not a curated record. NCBI's taxonomy places the organism in Eukaryota, Fungi, Ascomycota, Pichiomycetes, Serinales, Debaryomycetaceae. The coding region runs from base 445 to 888 and encodes 147 amino acids. Gene Ontology annotation, cellular component: nucleus; cytoplasm. The transcript has a single exon.
CAAGUGCAAGAACCAUACCGCAGGGCCAGACUCUCCUAGCCGUUGUGGGCCUUUUGGAGAACCAGAAAAGCUCAACCAGGACAAGACAAAGCGAGCAGUAGCUCCACCAGGGCCAACAAGCCGUGCUGAGCUACUCUUUGGUGGUCUAGUGCUCGUUUAUGGUUCCCUCUGGAUGGUUUUCUUUAGCUAUUUGCCCGACUGUUCUGGCAGAAAUUUGCAUUUGCUGCCAGAUCUUUGCAACAUUUCGUCCCCACAUCGCGCCCCCACGGCUCAUCAUAUAAAUAUCGCCGUUGCGCUGAAUUUACCACCACCAACAUGUUUGACGAUAAAAAAGGAUUGGAAAUCGCCUUAGAAGAGGCCAGAAAAGGUACGUGGAGACCAUGGAGGUCAUAGUGUCUAGAUCCACGGUGCCAGUACUUCUGAAAAGCGAAAAGUCUGCCAUUAAUGCUGGAGCAGAGUGGCCAGGCGCGUGAGCCAGUACUAACCCCAGGAUAUCAAGAAGGUGGAGUGCCUAUCGGAGGAGCCUUGAUCAGCGAGGAUGGCACUAUCUUGGGCCGUGGCCACAACCAGCGGUUCCAGAAGAACUCGGCCAUUUUGCACGGUGAAAUGGACACCUUGGAGAACGCAGGCAGAUUGCCAGGAAAGGCCUACAAGAACUGCACCAUGUACACCACUUUGUCUCCUUGCAAUAUGUGCUCCGGUGCCUGUAUCAUGUACGGUGUCAAGAGAGUGGUGCUCGGAGAGAACGAGACUUUCCAGGGUGCCGAAGAGUUGUUGAGAUCUCAGGGCAUCGAGGUGGUCAACUUGAACAACGAAGAGUGCAAGGAGUUGAUGAGAAAGUUUAUCGCAGAGAGACCACAGGACUGGUACGAAGACAUCGGCGAGUAGGUAGUUAAUAGACAUAGGACAGUGCAACCAGUAGAGGGUAUAUCAGGUUUAGAAUCGGCUAGUAGAGGAAAAAGACAUCAGUAGGAGACUUCAGAUGAGAUU